Salvia splendens (bonfire salvia) is the source of this 3150-nucleotide messenger RNA. Its product is annotated as coatomer subunit gamma-2. Gene Ontology annotation, molecular function: structural molecule activity. Gene Ontology annotation, biological process: intracellular protein transport; endoplasmic reticulum to Golgi vesicle-mediated transport; protein secretion. The record is from RefSeq and is a predicted model, not a curated record. Bases 250 to 2916 code for a protein of 888 amino acids. The transcript is spliced from 18 exons. Gene Ontology annotation, cellular component: endoplasmic reticulum-Golgi intermediate compartment; COPI vesicle coat; endoplasmic reticulum. NCBI's taxonomy places the organism in Eukaryota, Viridiplantae, Streptophyta, Magnoliopsida, Lamiales, Lamiaceae.
ACCUCUCACUAACCUUAAUAACAACAUCAUCACUCUAGUAAUUCUUCGGUGGUUCUUCAAGCUGCAUCUGGGAAUUCAGAGAAGAUAAGCGAGCGAGAGAGAGAGAGAUCUACACUCCAUUCCACACAAACAAAUUGAAACUGCGUUCGGAUAUUCGCUAAUCAUCCUCUUUGUACACUUGUAUUCGGGCACAGGCAACAAUUAACCUUAUUAGUUUCUUUCCAGUUGAAUCCACUCAGAUCUUGCACAAUGGCUCAACCGCUUGUCAAGAAAGACGAUGAUCGCGAUGAUGAAGCUGAUUACUCGCCAUUUUUGGGGAUUGAAAAGGGUGCAGUGUUACAGGAAGCUAGAGUUUUUAAUGACCCUCAGUUAGAUGCUAGGCGAUGCUCUCAGGUCAUCACGAAGCUUUUGUAUCUUCUUAAUCAGGGUGACUCGUUCACAAAGGUCGAGGCCACAGAAGUAUUUUUUGCUGUCACAAAACUGUUUCAGUCUAGAGAUAAUGGUUUGAGAAGGAUGGUAUAUCUAAUCAUAAAGGAUCUUUCUCCCUCUGCUGAUGAGGUUAUUAUUGUCACAAGCUCCUUAAUGAAAGACAUGAAUAGCCGCACUGAUAUGUACCGAGCAAAUGCAAUCCGCGUCCUUUGCCGAAUCACUGAUGGAACACUCUUGACACAAAUUGAGAGAUACUUAAAGCAGGCUAUUGUGGAUAAAAAUCCAGUGGUUGCGAGUGCCGCCCUUGUGAGUGGUAUUCAUUUGCUGCAGACUACUCCGGAGAUAGUCAAGAGAUGGAGUAAUGAAGUUCAAGAAGCUGUUCAAUCGCGCGCCGCACUUGUACAAUUUCAUGCCCUUGCUCUGCUACACCAGAUACGACAAAAUGAUCGGUUGGCUGUUAGCAAGUUGGUUACAAGCUUGACAAAGGGAACUGUUCGCUCUCCUUUGGCCCAGUGCCUCUUGAUCCGCUACACCAGUCAGGUUAUCCGAGAGACUGGUGUUAAUUCUCAGACUGGAGACCGCCCAUUUUAUGACUAUCUUGAGAGCUGUCUUCGCCAUAAAGCUGAAAUGGUUAUCUUUGAAGCAGCCAAAGCAAUCACUGAGCUGAGCAAUGUCACAACCAGGGAGUUGACUCCUGCAAUAACUGUAUUACAACUUUUCUUAAGUUCUUCAAAGCCUGUGCUAAGGUUUGCUGCAGUGCGGACAUUAAACAAGGUGGCUAUGACACAUCCGAUGGCUGUCACAAACUGUAAUAUAGACAUGGAAAGCUUGAUUUCCGACCAGAAUAGAAGCAUAGCUACUCUUGCCAUUACCACACUGCUGAAAACUGGCAAUGAAUCUAGUGUUGAUCGGUUGAUGAAACAGAUAACAAAUUUCAUGUCUGAUAUUGCUGAUGAAUUUAAGAUUGUUGUGGUAGAAGCUAUAAGGUCAUUGUGUCUGAAGUUCCCGCUGAAGUACAGAUCUUUGAUGAAUUUCUUAAGCAAUAUAUUGAGAGAAGAGGGUGGAUUUGAGUACAAGAAGGCAAUUGUUGAUUCAAUUGUUAUUUUAAUUAGAGACAUUCCAGAUGCGAAAGAAGGUGGACUCCUGCACUUGUGUGAAUUCAUUGAGGAUUGCGAAUUCACAUAUCUUUCUACCCAGAUACUUCACUUUAUUGGAAAUGAGGGACCCAAGACCUCAGAUCCUAGCAAAUAUAUCCGCUAUAUUUACAAUCGAGUUAUACUCGAGAAUGCUACUGUGCGAGCCAGCGCCGUCAGCACACUGGCAAAAUUUGGUGCCCUGGUUGAUUCCCUGAAGCCUCGCAUAUUUAUCUUAUUGAGGCGUUGCCUGUUCGACAAUGAUGAUGAGGUCCGAGAUAGAGCUACUCUUUAUUUGAACAGUCUUGGUGAUGGUUCAGUAGCUGAAACUGACAAAGAUGUAAAGGAAUUUUUGUUUGGAUCACUUGAUAUACCACUAACAAAUAUUGAGACUACUUUGAGAAACUAUGAACAGAAUCCUACAGAAGAGCCUUUUGAUAUCUAUUCUGUACCCAGGGAGGUAAAGUCUCUUCCCCUUGUCGAGAAGAAAGCCCCAGGAAAGAAGCCAACUGCUUUGGGUGGUCUACCUCCUGCACCCACUUCUGCAUCUGAUGCUUAUGAAAGGCUUCUCUCCUCUAUUCCUGAAUUUGCAAAUUUUGGAAAGAUUUUCAAGUCGUCAGUGCCAGUGGAGCUUACAGAAGCAGAAACCGAGUAUGCAGUUAAUGUCGUCAAGCACAUAUUUGACCAACAUGUGGUGUUUCAGUACAAUUGCACAAAUACAAUACCAGAGCAGCUGCUUGAAAAUGUGACUGUUAUUGUGGAUGCUUCUGAAGCGGAGGAAUUCUCUGAAGUAGGAGUCAAACCUUUGAAAUCACUUCCUUAUGAUACACCAGCCCAAACAUUUGUGGCAUUUGAGAAAGCUGAAGGUGUCCCUGCGGUUGGAAAAUUUUCUAACACGUUGAGGUUCACUGUUAAAGAGGUUGAUACCUCUACUGGAGAGGCUGAAGAUGAUGGUGUGGAAGAUGAAUACCAGCUCGAAGAUUUUGAGGUUGUUGCUGCUGAUUACAUUCUAAAAGUGGGAGUCUCUAACUUUAGGAAUGCAUGGGAAAGCAUGGACCCUGAUACGGAGCGCAUAGAUGAAUAUGGCCUUGGGCCCAGGGAAAGCCUUGUCGAGGCUGUUAAUGCAGUCAUCAGUCUUCUUGGCAUGCAGCCUUGUGAGGGCAGUGAGAUGGUCCCAAGCAACUCAAGAUCGCAUACAUGUUUAUUAUCUGGUGUGUACAUAGGCAAUGUAAAGGUGCUUGUCCGUUUGUCGUUUGGAAUGGAUGCGACGAAAGAGGUGGCGAUGAAAUUAGCUGUGAGAUCCGACGAUGUGAAUGUGAGUGAAGCCAUUCAUGAAAUAGUUGCUAGUGGAUAGUCAUAGUACGAUGACAUUCUAUGUUUUGUAUUUCUUGGUGGAGGAUACUCUUUUUGAUAUAGAUUUUGUUGUGCUGAGUGCAAUUAUUAUAGUUUAAAAGAGGGAGGCCAAUUGUGUACUACGCUGGCUGAGAAUAUCCUGGGAAUUUAUUUGUUAAUUUCAUAUCAAAUUCCAUUGGAACAUUGGAUUGCAAUUGGUGUUACAAGUCAAUAUAAAUGCUCGUAUUUCUGGUAA